This is a messenger RNA of Pelobates cultripes (western spadefoot toad), 8611 nucleotides long. Lineage: Eukaryota; Metazoa; Chordata; Amphibia; Anura; Pelobatidae. The record is from the annotation of a GenBank genome assembly.
GUGGGAUAUGAACGGAAGAGACUAAAAACGAACCUCCUGGGUUGGAUCUAACCGUGUAUGAAAAUGGGUGAGUUAAAAUCGUGUUAGAUGUGAUGACAGCCUGAUUUGGUGGGUGACCUGUUGUCAGAGCUGAUAGUGUACUCUUCUCCCAGGUGGUAGAUUUGUGGGUUUUACUUAUCAGACUGAUUCUAUUUAUUAUUGGGUUAUAGUACAGGAAGAGUCCAGUUGUAGAUCAGCAUGAAUGUGUUUACAUUGCAUGUUUUAGCAGGCUAGAUCUGAUGGGAUGUUUAACUUUCUCCUGUCUGGAUAAAAUCAUGUCUUCUGUGUGUGCUGCUUUGUAAAGCUUCAAUGAUUUGUGAGAGCUUUUCCAUAGAUUCUGAUGUGAGAGCUUAUGAAUCUCACCCACUCUGACCCAUGGGCAUUUUGUAGCAAAUAAACGAAUGACCCAUUUAAAGGGAAUUAUUCACUAAACACAUAUUUGAAAUUAAUAAUAAAAAAAAUUGAGUUGCAAAAUUUUAAACUCUCCAAUUCGCCUUUAGUUACAGCUGAGCAGUUGUAGCCUAAAUCUUGCAGUUUCUUUUUUUUAAAGCAAACCCCACAGUUUCGCAUUUCUAUUUUUUGCAUGUUUUUCUUCAUAACUAAGCGAUUAUCUUCAGCUUGGUCCGCUUUUCUGUAUUUAUCAACUGCAUUUUAUUUUUAUUUUUAAAUUUCAGAUGAGGAAACGAUAGUGACACCACUUAAUGUCUUGCUGGUGGGUGAAGGAAACUUUUCUUUCUCUGUUUCCCUUUGUGAUGCCAGUCACGGCAAAUAUCACAUUACUGCCACUUGCUAUGAUAAUGAAGAGAACAUAACAAGGCAGCCCUUUACUUGGAGCAAUGUGCAUCAUCUUAGAGAAAAAGGUAAAAUGUGUUUGGUUUCUUGUUGUGGACAAGUUUCAUUUAUUGCUAUUCUUACUUAAAGCUGACAUUUUUUUUAAAUAUGUUUUUGAUUGGCAUUGUAGCUUGAAGUGUAGUUGUCUUGGUAUGCAACACUUUUGUUAACAAAUUUUUAUUUUAAGUUAAGUAUUUUAAAAUUCCCUCUGCAUUGUGUUGGCAAACUCAUAGAGACUAGAAAGUAAAAAAAAUUGGUCCAUCCCCACCUGUCAAUCAAUUCUCAGCUUUGAAAUCUAUGACUGAUAGGGAGAGCUGGAGAAUCCUUCUGUAGGUGCGUCUCCUGCUUUCUAGCAAAACAAGCUUACUGUUGAAUAUAGGAAUGUGGAGAUAGGUAUCAGAUGAUGAUGGACUGGCUAUGUUUGGAGAUGGUAUUGUUACCAUGUGAUGGACCUACCAUAUAGUUGACCCAAUGGGAUCCUUUUCCAAACCUGUGAAAUUUUAAUAUUACCUCAGCCCAAGCUCACUGAGGUCCUUCAAAAUGUGGGGGCCAUACUGGGGUCCUUAUGAAAUGUAUUGAUAUAUAGCCUACAAUUUUAUCUAUAUAUGUGUUGGCCAAAGUAAACAUGUAAUGUUAUUUCGUGUUACAUUAUCUUUGGAUGAGCAAGCUAUUGGAGGAUGCAGUUUGCUUUAUUUGAGGGUAAAAUGGCUUCUUGUGGUAGGGGCUCUGUCUGGGUUAGGACACCAUGUUGUGGUUUAGAGAAAUAUGCAGGAAGCCGUCUUUAAUUAAAAGACCACUCCAAACACCAUUAGCACAACAGCACUCUGUGUUAGUUAUAGCUCCAGGGGUGCCCCCACCCCCUCCCAAUGUAAGUAUACAAACUGUUGUUUGAUUUGUUAUCUGGGGUCUGUCGGGCGCUCUCUGAUUGCUCUCAGCCUGACUGCUCUCAGCCACGUGCUAAAUCAGGGGUAGGUAACCUUCAUAACGCCAGAUGUUGUGGACUACAUCUACCAUAAUGCUUUUCCAGCAUUAUGGCUGUAAGACUAUUAUUGGAGAUGUUGUCCACAACAUCUGGAGUGUCGAAGUAUACCUACCCCAGUGCUAAGUCCUGCACCUCUGGACUUAGCUCAGAGCUGAGAGCUUCCAUGCUGUAGUGGUUAUGGUGCUUGGAGUGUCCCUUUCAGUAUAUCUUUUAAAUGAGACACUUGUUGGUGUUUUGUUUUUUCCAGCAUAGUGCAGGGAAUACACCUUUACAUACCUAAAUUUCUCUUCCAAUGCGAUUUAUGAAUGACAUAUUCACUGGUUAAUAACAGAUUGGUUGGCUCCUCUGCAGUUUGUUUUAUAAAAAUAAGUAAAUGCCUGGACAUAGGCAGACAUUCGGGACUUAGAAAAAAUGUGGCCAAUCAUCAUGGGAGCUGUAGUUUUUUUAUCUUAGCUACUUCUUAUCCGUGCUGUAAGUAUACCAUGACUCUCUCGCACCCUGUUUCCACAUCUAUAUUGCUCUCUCAUGCGUAUAUCUGCUUCCUUCUGUUAUAAGAAUCCAUGUAUAAAACUAGGCUCUCUAGCACAGGAAACCUAUCUACAAAUGAUUUAUUGUGCGUUUUAUUUCACAGGAGCGGUCGUCCACUUUGGAGUAGAUGCUACAAGGCUGAAAGAUUACGAGUGGUCAUCUCAUGCUCCUUAUGAUAGAGUUAUAUUCAACUUCCCUCAUUGUGGAAGGAAGGCUGGUGUGAAGAAGAACAGGGAACUGCUGGCAAGAUUCUUUCACAGGUUAGUAAAUACGCCUGGAAACAAAAUGAUUAGUGGUCAACACGGUAAACUGAUGUUAGUAUUUGCUUUAAAGCUUCCACUUACUUUGUGUAAUGGAGUAAGACUGAAUAUAAAACAUAUUAGGACAGUUAACCAUUUGGGUUGUUCACUAAACCAGGGUCUGACCAGAACUGACAGGGGUGUUCACAUAUUAGAACUGACAGGGUUGUACCCAUAAUAGAACUGACAGGAGUGUGCACACAUUAGAACUGACAGGAGUGUGCACACAUGGGGUGUGCACACAUUAGAACUGACAGGGGUGUGCACACAUGGGGUGUGCGCACAUUAGAACUGACAGGGUUGUACCCAUAUUAGAACUGACAGGGGUGUGCACACAUUAGAACUGACAGGGGUGUGCACACAUUAGAACUGACAUGGGUGUGCACACAUUAGAACUGACAGGGGUGUGCACACAUUAGAACUGACAGGGGUGUGCACACAUUAGAACUGACAGGGGUAUGCACACAUUAGAACUGACAGGGGUGUGCACACAUUAGAACUGACAGGGGUGUGCACACAUUAGAACUGACAGGGGUGUGCACACAUUAGAACUGACAGGGGUGUGCACACAUUAGAACUGACAGGGGUGUUCUCACAUUAGAACUGACAGGGUUGUACCCAUAUUAGAACUGACAGGGGUGUGCACACAUUAGAACUGACAUGGGUGUGCACACAUUAGAACUGACAGGGGUGUGCACACAUUAGAACUGACAGGGUUGUACCCAUAUUAGAACCGACAGGGGUGUGCACACAUUAGAACCGACAGGUGUGUGCACACAUUAGAACUGACGGGGGUGUGCACACAUUAGAACUGACGGGGGUGUGCACACAUUAGAACUGACGGGGGUGUGUACACAUUAGAACUGACGGGGGUGUGUACACAUUAGAACUGACGGGGGUGUGCACACAUUAGAACUGACGGGGGUGUGCACACAUUAGAACUGACGGGGGUGUGCACACAUUAGAACUGACGGGGGUGUGCACACAUUAGAACGGACGGGGGUGUGCACACAUUAGAACGGACGGGGGUGUGCACACAUUAGAACGGACGGGGGUGUGCACACAUUAGAACGGACGGGGGUGUGCACAUAUUAACCUAAAAGAGCAAAGCUAAAAAUCGUCAAAUUGUAGAAAAGUUUGGCUACUUUGACCUAAAACUUGCAGCUUACUGACAAAGACAGACAACACUGUGCCCACGUCUCUUUUAUUUAAAUAUUGCAAGAACUCUAGCUGAGUAACAUUAUCAGAAUAAGCUAGGUCUAUCUGGCCAAAAUGUGUUCCGAGUGCUCCGUUCUAUUUGAAGUGACCUUGCUUUACCCAGCGUUAUAGAAAUCUCACAAAGACAUUGUUCUUGGGGGAAAAUACCUGGCAAAAGUGACCUGGCAAUAAAGACUGCAUCCAAUCCACAAACGGUGUCUAAUUUUAAAACUGCUCAGGCUAGAAUGGACAUGUGAAUUUGUUGGUAAAACACAGAUAUUGUCAAUAUUGAAUUCUAAUACUGCCGUGUGUUGAAACAUUUAAAGAUCUGUAUUGCUCUCUAGUUGCACGGAUGUCCUCAGCCAGAAUGGAGAUAUCCAUGUGGCCUUGUGCCAAGGGCAAGGGGGCACGCCGGCUGAUCAACCAAUGAGAGAGUGGCAUAACAGCUGGCAAGUGACAGCCAUGGCAGCAAAAGCAGGAUUCAUCUUGACCUCCGUGGUUCCUUUUGGGUGUGAUGAACACAAUGGAUACCAGUGCACAGGAUACAGGUACGGUGGAACUUAUUUAUUUUUUUUAUGAAUGGGGAGCUACUUAUUGCCUUUGCAUGUCAGCUGACUGCUCUAAGCAAAUCAGCGGUGCUCAUGUCUGAUGCUGCCCAAGCAUUCCGUUAUCUAGGAUUUCAUAAAGUAGGAGAGCAGUGCAAUCCGGCACUGGAGCACAGGCUUUAGGGUUUAACGUCUAAAAAUAAGCCAGAACCUGGGGCCUCCUGGCACCAUAACUACUUCAUCUAACUGAAGUUGUUAUUGUGCCCAACUGGUUCUUAAAAAUAAGUAAAUGUAAAUGUCCUUUACUCUUUUAUAUAUAAAUCAAAAGAACAUUUGAUUUUUAACUUUGUACUGUUAAUUAUUGUGUAUGAAGUUGUAUGUCUUAAAAUACUUCUAAUUUCCGUUUUUUUUAUUUUUUUUUAUUAUUUUAAUUCCUUAAUGACGGGUUAGGCAUAUCAUUUAAUAUCAUGACAUAGACUGUGUGUUAUUGGUCAUUAAGAGGUUAAGCAGUUUGACUAUUAAUAUUGUUUUCAUGAAUGGUUUAUGUUUUAUUAUUUUAAACAGAAGCCAAGAGAAAUCAUUCCAUGUAACUGGCUCAUUGAAUCACAUCUUCACUAGGAGUUUGCCGUUAGAGAACAUGAUUCCAUUGGAUAUAAUCAGCAAGUUAACAAAAAUACCACCUUUAGGUGUGAUCGCAGAGGACUGUGACAGUACUAUAGAAAGGUAAUAAGGCAUUUCUACCAGAACAGAUAAAUACUGGGUCAUUUUGUACAACAGCUAUUUGUGAACGGUAGUUUCCCUGAAACAAGUCUCAGAUUAGGACUGAAAUGUUAAAAUUCGCUUGUAAGUGUCAUUGAUGUAAAGGAAGGCAGCGCUGAGUGAUUAUGAGUGAAGACGUCAUAAUUCAUUAGUUGUGUUUGCGUACUAUAUAGAUACACAAACACACACACGUUUGUGUAUAAAUUCAGUGAGCAGAUUGUUUUAUUUUAUCACUGUGGUGUAUUUAUUGUUACGUAAUUUCAGCAGUAAUAUUCCAUAAUGAACAGGGAACAAUGAACGGUUUGCCAGUAUUUAUGCAUAUCUCUUGAACUGUGAUCUUUAGAGGGACAACUCAUUGAAGUGGUCUGGGUGCAAUGUCCCAUGUCCCUUAACCCUACUGAGAAAGUGCAAUAAUUAACUCUGAGGGUUAACUCCUCCUCUAGUGGCUGUCUGGUAGACUUCCGGAAUCGAAACGGACCUUUGGUCCGUUAUCUGAAGCUGGAGGUCCUCAUGCUAUGCGUGAGGACUUCCAGUGUCAGAUUUUCCUCUUAGGAAAGCAUUGAAUAAUGCUUUUAUUUGGGGAAAUCCUAAUACGAGCGCAUGUGCAUUAGGUCUCCCCCGCCGGCUGUCGUUUCCUGGGGUAAGAACGUGGGCGGAGCCUGACCCAGCGCUGAGGGACAUCGGCACUGGAUACAGGAAAGUGACUGAAGGGGUUUUAGCCCCUUCAGCACCGAGGGAGGGGGGCAAUCCAGGAAUCUAUAGUGCCAGGAAAACUGGUUUGUUUUCCUGGCACUAUAGUAUCCAUUUAAAUCUGGACUGUAAUGUAUGACCCUCUGUUUAACUUUAUAAGCUCUUUAAGUAAGAUUCCCCAAAUUGCUCUCUUAAUGUUUUUUUUUUCUUCUAUAUGUAUAUUUAGAUGCAGAUGUUUCUUGAAUAGAGAUCGGUGUCAUCCCACCAGCAUGGUUAAUGAGGACCUUAUAGCCUUCUUUGGAAGAAGUAUGAGCGUUAAAUGCUUGGAAGACACACAGCCGCUUGUAUGCAAUUUUGACAGAGCUCCAGCUUUCUACGUGACUCGGCACGAUCUGUAUUACAUUAAGGAAGAGAUGGCAGAAAGUUCUUACCAGUGCUCUUGUGAUCUGCAGAAGAUCUGCUCUCAAAAUCAAAACACUAUGACAGAGAAUCACACAGCUCCAUGUUCUUAUGCAGACCAAAACUGUAAACACUUAUAUUAUAUGAGACCAUCACUGACCCACUGUAUUUCCAAUAUAAUUAUGGAAAAAGAUUUUGCUUCUGAUUCUUUGUACGUUCUCAGUGGACCUGUUUUUAAGAAGUGCUUGAUAUCACAGUGGACCAUGCCAACUUACCUGGAGACCCUCCUAGUGUUGGGUUCUCUGAAUGGCAGUGUUACAGCUGACCUUCAAGUGCUGAUGGAUACAGUUGAGAAAUUUAUAGAAUCCCAACGAACAUUUAUCACCAAUGACACAAAGUGUUCUGUUAAUGAAGAAAUGGAAAAACAUGACAGCCACAUCAUUUUAAGUUUCUGCAAGAACCUUGUAAAUGGAGAAUGUUACUCAAUUAAAAUGUCAUCGACUCUUUGUGAUGAUGAUCAAGUUAUCGGACAAAUAAUGACUGCAGCACCAGGCCAGCUAGUCAAGGACGUUGGUGUGUUACUUGUGACAUUCAACAUGGACCUACUGACCAUGUGUCUUUUGGAUAUCCCUGACUGGCGACUGCUGUGGACGGCAGAUGACCGAUUUAUGCAGCAGUACAGAAAACAUGGACUGAAAACCUUUCAGUAUUUCUCGUUACAUCCCCCAUCUUACACCCAUGAUGUCAGUUUCUGGGUAGAAGAUGUUUCGGCAUUUGACGACUUAGAGUUUCACACUAUAGCCCGGAAAGUCACCAAGGGAACUAUUACCAAAAUUCAUCUGCAAGAUCAGUUUGACAAUAUAACAACUGGAAAGACCAGUCUGUGUUACAGGAUUACCUAUCAGUCUUGUGAUCGGGCACUGAGCUAUGAUGAAGCAUCAGCAAUGCAACUGCUAUUAAGGGAAGAGUUGCAAAGAUGUUUAAAUGUCACUCUUCGAUGAUCUUCGAUGCCAGCAUUUCAACGGAUGCAUUGUAGUGACUUCCUCUCACAAGCUCUGCACUAAUAGUAUCGGUGUUGCCAUGGUAACGCGUGUCAAUGCUCUGAAUGUCAAAAUCGCAAGAGAACUGCUUGGUAUCUGCACCCGGUGAGGGUGCAGAACAGAAGCACUCGGGGCCGCCUCCUCUGCAUCAGGUAGACAGCGGGCCAGUGAGGGAGAUUCCGCAACGGCCAAUAAAGAUGUAGGGCAGGGUGCAGGCCCUGGUUGUGGUCAGCUGUGUCCACCGCAUGGCGCCCUUCGUUCCAUGGUGCCCUCCCACAACCCUUAGACCUGUCCUUCCCAUAUGCAUUAUGUGCCCCACUUGUGCCUGGCCUUAACUGCAUAGUGAUGUCACUUACUAAAUAUUUAAUAUACAUUUUAUUUAAAACAGAGCCCAUAAACUAAGCAAGCCAUUACUGAAUGAGAAACCUGCGUCUAACUUCAUCUUUGUCCUCAGUACCAGAAGUGUCACAAUAUGUCCACUUGGUAAAAUUAUUUAAUUUCUAUAGUUUUGCUAGGUAUUUGUCUACCACCAAACAUCGGAGAAAUUAGCAUCAUAUAUUUGCCGAGUGAAGCAAUUCAGCUUUUAUUCAAAAUCUUUUAUUUCUUUAAAUUGUUUGACUUUCGUAUUUGCUCUUAUCCCUCUUUCUUUUCAUAUUGAGUUCUCUUUCAUAGAGAACUUGUCAGCACGCGCACUCUAGUGAUUUGUUCCAGUGGUUUUUUAUUCAAACAGCAAUGGUACAAUGUUUAACCUAAAGUAACUACUUCUAGAGAAGCCGCUAAUUGAUCUAAAGGCCCUUUAAUCUAUUUAUUUUAUCCUCCUGCUUCAGAUAAAGGCAAUUGUCCUGCAACUUUUGGAUAAGUCCAAAGUCUCUGCUAAUGGCCAGUGAUCAUUACCUGUUUUAAAAACGUCUACCUUUAUCUUCUUAAAUCGAUCAGAAUAAUAAGAAUGCAGGAUAAUCAAAUAUGGAGCAGACGGCUAUUCUACAUUUUGUGCUCAAAUUAACGUUGUCACAGACCACCGUGUUUGAUAAAAAUCUUUUUGUUUCUUAUUUUAUUUAAAUUUUUAUUCUUAGAAUUCUAAUGAAGAACCAGACAAACUUUGAGAGGUUUGGAUGUGAUGGGGAAGGAUAUAGGGCAGUAUACUCAAUAAGCCAUUAGAUAACUAACUGAAUGAGAAAUGGCGUAUGACUUCUUCAUCUUGGUCCUCAACACCAGAAGUGUCCCAAUAUGUCCACUUAGUAAAAUGAUUGAAUUUCUAUUGUUUUGCCAGCUAUUUGCCCACCACCAUAUAUUGGAAAAAUU